UCUCUCCUGCCUAACCAAUACUGAAUUACUGUGUUGCAGGGAAAAGGACUUGGAAGCCAAAUUCAUUAUUCAAAUGGAGAAAAGCAAAACGACCAUCACAAACUUAAAGAUACCAGAAGGUGGGACUGGGGACUCGGGAAGAGAACGGACCAAGACCUUCACCUACGACUUUUCUUUUUAUUCUGCUGAUACAGAAAGUCCUGAUUAUGUUUCUCAAGAAAUGGUUUUCAAAACCCUUGGCACAGAUGUCGUGAAGUCUGCGUUUGAAGGUUAUAAUGCUUGUGUCUUUGCAUACGGGCAGACCGGAUCAGGAAAGUCAUACACUAUGAUGGGAGACUCUGGUGACUCUGGCUUAAUACCCCGGAUCUGUGAAGGGCUCUUCAGUCAGAUAAACGAAACCACCAGAUGGGAUGAGGCGUCUUUUCGAACUGAAGUCAGCUACUUAGAAAUUUAUAAUGAACGUGUGAGAGAUCUACUUAGACGGAAGUCAUCCAAAACCUUCAAUCUAAGAGUCCGUGAGCAUCCAAAAGAGGGGCCUUAUGUGGAAGAUUUAUCCAAACAUUUAGUGCAGAAUUAUGGUGAUGUUGAAGAGCUUAUGGACGCAGGAAACAUCAACCGGACCACCGCCGCCACGGGGAUGAAUGACGUCAGCAGCCGGUCUCACGCCAUCUUCACCAUCAAGUUCACGCAGGCAAAAUUUGAUUCUGAAAUGCCGUCUGAAACCGUGAGUAAGAUCCACUUGGUCGACCUCGCGGGCAGCGAGCGGGCGGACGCCACUGGCGCCACGGGGGCCCGGCUGAAGGAAGGGGGCAACAUCAACAAGUCCCUCGUGACGCUGGGCAACGUCAUUUCUGCCUUAGCUGAUUUAUCUCAGGACGCAGCAAACCCUCUUGUAAAGAAGAAGCAAGUUUUCGUGCCUUACAGGGAUUCUGUUUUGACUUGGCUGUUGAAAGACAGCCUCGGUGGAAACUCUAAAACAAUCAUGAUAGCCACCAUUUCACCUGCUGAUGUCAAUUACGGAGAAACCCUAAGUACUCUUCGCUAUGCAAAUAGAGCCAAAAACAUCAUCAACAAGCCUACCAUUAAUGAGGACGCCAACGUCAAGCUCAUCCGUGAACUGCGAGCCGAAAUAGCCAGGCUGAAGACGCUGCUUGCCCAGGGGAAUCAGAUUGCCCUCUUGGACUCCCCCACAGCCUUAAGUAUGGAGGAGAAGCUUCAGCAGAACGAAGCCAGAGUUCAAGAAUUGACCAAGGAAUGGACAAAUAAGUGGAACGAAACCCAAAAUAUUUUGAAAGAACAGACUCUGGCCCUAAGGAAGGAAGGGAUUGGGGUUGUUUUGGACUCCGAGCUGCCCCAUCUGAUCGGCAUAUAUGAUGACCUCCUGAGCACUGGCAUGAUCCUGUAUCACUUGAAGGAAGGUCAGACACAUGUCGGCAGAGAAGAUGCUUCGACAGAACAAGAUAUUGUUCUUCACGGCCUCGACUUGGAGAGUGAGCACUGCAUCUUUGAGAACGUUGGGGGUACGGUGACCCUGAUCCCCCUGAGUGGGUCCCAGUGCUCUGUGAACGGCGUUCAGAUCGUGGAGGCCACACACCUCAGUCAAGGCGCCAUGAUCCUCUUGGGAAGAACCAACAUGUUUCGUUUUAACCACCCAAAGGAGGCCGCCAAGCUCAGGGAGAAGAGGAAGAGCGGCCUUCUGCCCUCCCUCAGCUUGUCCAUGAGCGACCUGUCCAAGUCCCGUGAGAACCUCUCCGCCGUCAUGCUGUACAACCCAGGACUUGAAUUUGAGCGGCAGCAGCGUGAAGAGCUUGAGAAAUUAGAAAGUAAAAGAAAACUCAUAGAAGAGAUGGAGGAGAAGCAGAAGUCCGACAAGGCGGCGCUGGAGCGGAUGCAGCAGGAGGUGGAGACGCAGCGCCAGGAGACGGAGAUGGCGCAGCGGCAGAUCCGCAAGCAGGAGGAGAGCCUCAAACGGCGCAGCUCGCACCUGGAGAGCACGCUCAAGGACCUGCUGGCCGAGAAGGAGCGCUUCGAGGAGGCGAGGCAGCGGGAGCAGCAGGAGACGGAGCUGCAGAAGAGGAAGCAGGAGGAGGAACGCUUCCUGCGUGUCCAGGAGGAGCUCCAGCGCCUGCAGGAACUCAACAGCCACGAGAAGGCCGAGAAGGUUCAGAUAUUUCAGGAGCUGGAGCGACUCAAGAGGGAAAAGGAGGAGCAGUACGCCAAGCUGGAGCGGGAGAAGCAGCGGCUGGAGGAGCAGGAGCAGGAGCAGGUCCUGCGCGUGGCGCAGCUGGAGGCGCAGCUCCACGCGAAGCAGCAGCUACUGCGGCCGCCGCGGUGCGGGGAGGCGCAGCGCGCAGCCGAGGAGCGCCGGCACCUAGAGGGCAUCCGCGCCGCCCUCCUGCGCGCCAGGGAGGCCGGGGCCGAGGGGGGUGGCGACGGCCCGGAGCUCGAGCAGGUGCAGCUGCGGUUCUUAGAGUUCAAGCGGAGGCAGCUGGCCACGCUGGCCAACCUGGAGAAGGACCUGGUGCAGCAGAAGGACCUCCUGAAACGGGAGGUGGAGGAGGACCAGGAAAUCCUCCGCGAGCGCUUACCAUCUGGCACCCAGGAAGAAUUGAGGGGGUCGGAAAAGGAGGAGGAGGGUGGCACGGCUGUCCUCUGGGCUGCCGGAGCGGUGGAGCGGCCCGGGCCGGCGGAGGGCAGGCUGCAGUGUAAGAAGCGUCAGCUCGAGGACCUCCUGCAGCAGCAUUUGCCUAGGCUGUCGGAGGAGAAGCAGAGAGUCCGUGAGAUCCUCGACCGAGGCCCUCUCGGCCUGGACAACACUCUGUACCUAGUGGAGAAAGAGAUGGAAGAAAAGGAAGAACAGCUCGCGCAGUACCAGGCCAGUGCCAGCCAGCUGCAGAAGCUGCAGGCCACCUUCGAGUUCACGGCCCACGUGGCCCGGCAGGAGGAGAAGGUGAGGCGGAAGGAGAAGGAGAUCCUGGAGUCCCGAGAGCAGCAGCAGCGCGAGGCGCUGGAGCGCGCGGUGGCCCGGCUGGAGAGGAGGCACUCCGCGCUGCAGAGGCGCUGCGCCCGGGCCGCUGGCGGCGAGCAGGCCGGGCAGGAAGCCCUGGAGAAGGAUCGGGAGAGGUUAGAACAUGAAAUCCAGCAGUUGAAGCUGAAGAUCUGUGAGGUCGAUGGUGUUCAAAAAGGGCAUCGUGGGACCUUAGAGGGAAAGCCUGCUGCUUCCAGCUUCCCAUCCAGUGCAGAAAAAUCUCACCCGGUCCCUCUGAUGGAUGCGAGGAUCAGUGCGUACAUUGAGGAGGAGGUGCAGAGACGCCUGCAGGACCUGCAGCGUGUGGUCGGUGACGGCAGCAGUGAACCUGCGGACACCGUGAAGGAUAAUGAGAAACUCCACAAUGGCACCAUUCAACGUAAGCUAAAAUAUGAGAAGAGCUGUCCUGCCCCAUUGCCGCCCAGAGACGUCACUGAUGCCCCCGGCCGAGAGGAGAGGGGGGAGGUGGACCAGAACCGCCACGGGAGCCUGCCCAUCACCUGGAGCAUCCCCGGUCCCUCUGCCUGCCGCUCAGCGCCAGGCUGGGGAGCAAACCAGUGGGGGUCUCGGCCCGCAGAGCACGAGCCGUCACAUAGCAGCAGUUGUAACAGAGGCGACUCUCAACCAGAAAGCCCUGAUCUCACUGAAACCUCUCCUCUUAGCGAAAGCAGCAUCCGCGGCGCGCGACAUUCUCAUGGUGAGUCAGAAAACCUCAGCGAGCCGACGAGUCCUCAAGGUGGACCCAGCCCGGGGCUCACGUCCAGCUGGACUUGGCUGCAGCAUACAUCCCAGGAAGUGUCCGUGGACGGCAGGGGCGAGCAGACCUGGCGGAGCCAGCUCCUCUGCUUCGUUCUCUCUGAUAGGGUCCCCCGGGCCAGUGUCCCCCCAGCGGCAUUGGCCUCCAAGCUCCACUGGGAGGAGGCAGCAGCCCGAGCGGUGAGCUCUCCGGAGUCCCUGAUGACUGUUGAGCCAGAGGGAAGCCGUGGGUUGGGGUUCGUUUACCAGUGGGUCUCAGACCUUUACAAAGACACCAGCGGCCACCUGCUGCGGGCAGGUGCAGAGGCUUUCGGCCAAGCCCGGCUCGUGGGCAGCCUGUGUGACCCCAGCUGGCUGGCCUCGCAGGCAGCGACCUUCCUCACGAGGCUGCCGAUUCUGAAGCUCUCACCCCUGCACAGGCUCCUGGAGAUGGGUGGGGCAGCAGCAGAAGCGCUUUUUCUCCACACGGAAGCUCAGGCUGGCAGCAGGGACGAGGCAGGGGCCGUGGGGCGGGCGGGGAGCCUGGCGCCCUACCGAGCCCUGGGCCGGCCUGCUGGCCCCGCAGCCACUGAGUUCUCAGGCUCCUCACUGGGCUCUGUCUCCUGCCUGGACCUGGAAGGUGCCAGAAGGUGCUCUGUGUUUAAGCAGACCCUUGUGCGAUUCCCAGACCAAAUGCUGAAACUUCAAGAAUGCCCCUUCACAGACUUCCUUGAGCUGGUGGCCGGUUCCCUACCAGAACUCUGGGACAGCACGGAUGUACCCCGAGCCAUGUACUGGCUGGCCGUGGCCAACUGCGCAGAGCCGGCGCCCCAGCCUGCGUGCUUGCUCCUGUUCAGCUCUGCCCUGUACGCCCUGGUUCUGGACCCCCUGGGCUCUGUGGGCGUGUUUCACGCCCUGCCCCUCUCUGGGCUCCGGGAGAUUGAGGUUGGCUUCGGUGGGCAGAGCGUUCGGCUCCUGGGCUCUACAGAGAGUCUGCUGCUCACUGUGUUUCCUUACAACAAGAACCUCUGCCAGCAGAUAUGCCGGGAACUCCUGUGUGUCCUUGCGUCUGCGUCUGAGGCCGCUGCCUGCGCCGAGCAUCCCUUGUUUCGGGAAGAUCUGGUCCAGCUCUCCCUUGACUGGAAGGCAGAAAUCCCUGACUUAAUUUUGGCAAAUGGAGUCCGGUUAUCAUCCAGAUUCCAGAAUAUCCUGGUGGACCUGAUUUACUUCCUUCACGGCAACCUGGACGCCGGCGCCCCGUCUCUGGCAGAGGCUCAGCUCUUGCUCUACACGACGGUCAGAGUUGAGGGUGACUCUGGCCAAGGCCCCUGCCAGUCGCUCGUCCUUCUGAACACUCACAUGGCCCUGGUGAGGGAAGACCGCGUGUUCCAUCCUCGCAGCCCUGCUCUGAGCUCUCCACCCCCAGGAACACGGUUUGAUGUGGUCAGAUGCCGAGCCUUAAGUGAAUUCAGGUGCCUCGUCGUUCCAGAGACAAAGACAUCAUCCACCCUCGAACUCGUCUUCCUCCAAAAACUCAGACACCAGUCAGAUUCAGGAAGCGGUGCUUCCCGGCGCCCUCAGGAAGCCCGAAAGGUUCAGCCGUGCACCAGCACCUUGGAUCUGCAGGGCAGCCAGGAUGUGGUCCCUGAGGUCUGGAAACUGACCUUCAACUCUCGGGACGAGGCUUUGUGGCUGACCUCACACUUGACGAGGCUCUAGGGAGGAGCCUCGUAGCAGGACUUUGCAGGGUUUCUUAGGCUGUUCAUAGAAUAAACACGAUGAAAACCGUCCAGGGCUAUGAAUAGCUCAGUGUGGCUAAUUGAUUUGAAACUGGAAAAAUGCAGACCUCUCUAAAUGGGAAAUGUAAAAAUUUUAAAUGUCUCCUCUGAAAUAAACAGUAGCUGAGCACUGAUAGAAUAGCUCUGUCACCACCACGCCUCACUUUCCUGAACGUCAGCCCUGUGAAUCG
This is a messenger RNA of Odocoileus virginianus texanus, 5732 nucleotides long. Lineage: Eukaryota; Metazoa; Chordata; Mammalia; Artiodactyla; Cervidae. The record is from RefSeq and is a predicted model, not a curated record.